Molecule: messenger RNA, 2268 nt
Organism: Talaromyces marneffei
Lineage: Eukaryota; Fungi; Ascomycota; Eurotiomycetes; Eurotiales; Trichocomaceae
Exons: 4
Coding region: 1-2268 (755 amino acids)
Source: RefSeq, a predicted model, not a curated record
AUGGCGGGCAGAAAGCGCAAGGCAGAUGUUACUCGCGGUUCUAACUCACAAAACGUAGUUUCCGAUGAUUCCUCUAAGCAGAUUGCUGCUCUCCCAACAGCAAAGAGCGCAACAGCUCGUAGCGGUCGAAGCAAAGCUGAUGGUAGCGGGUCUUCAAAUACUACAAACACUUCUGAGGCGACUUCACAAGAAGAAUUUGCCUCUGCUCAGGGUCCCAAGUCACCCCGUGUUAAGCGGCGGAAAAUCUCGCAAGGCAGUGAGGUUCCACCGUCAACCAGAUUUUCUGCAAGGCUCAAAUCUCGUGCAGAGACACCUGUGCUAGAGAUGCCUCCAAAGUUGUCUCCUCAAUCAUCAACUGAACCAGCGGAAGUCUCAAACAAUUUGAUCAAAGAGACGAUCCUCGAGCAAAAUGAGGAAACCAGCUACGCAGCUGAGCAGAUAUCGAUAGGUGCUAGCUCGGACCAAAUCUCGCGUUUGACUCCAAAGAGUAGUGAUGCAGAAGCUACUAUCAAGCCCAUCGAAGAACCUGCUCAAAUGACCACUCGUGGUCGAAAGCGAAAGCUUGCAGGGUCCACUACAGAUACCUCUACGAAUGUUGCGAAGAAGUUGAAAGUUGAAGAUUCUGCCGCAAAUUCCUUUACGAACGUUUCAGAGGCACCGAAAGUUGAAGAAUCCAGCACGGAUAACUCUACGAAUGAUGCAAAGAUGCCAAAAGUCGAGGAGGAAACGGCUGAACUAACUACAACCGCUCUUCCAACCGAGUUGGCAUCUACCAUUCAUAAUGUCCGAGAAACUGAAGCAGCCAACCAGUCAGUCAACGAGUCUGCACAAACAAACCACACUGAAGACGUUGGCACAGGUUCGGGCCAAACUGGAACCGCUAGCGGCUCAGGUACCCGAGGUCGUGGCAAGGGUGGUCGUGGCAAAGGAAAGGGGAAAGGAAAAGGAAAGAGGACCGGCAAUAAUGGGAAAAAAACUGAAGGUGCCCCAGCUGGCGGCGGAAAAGGUCGAGGCGGCGGUCGUGGAGGAGGCAAGGGAGGGAGACGAGCAGAUGACGAUUCUGAAGUCGACAAUGAACGUCCUGGUCCUCCCAAUCCAUAUGCUCAAAAAUUGACCGACCGACAAAAAGAAUUGAAACAAAACUUUAAGCGGCUCGCAGCGACUCAAAAACUCAUACUCAACGAACUUGCGGGACGCACACAACAAACACUUGCUCGUGACAAAAAGGCCCACCUCGGCACGACCGAAUUCGAUGAAGUGCAGGCGGCUUUGGAACUUGCUUUACAGAAAAGGCUGGAUAGUUUGGAAAAUGAACACCGUCUCUGUAUUGAACACGCGAAUCGUUUACUGGAGGCUGAAACCCAGAUCAUUCAAGACCGAUAUGAAGCCAAUGCUAUCAAUAUUCAAGAUGAGCUCUUGUACGCUGCUAGGAGUGAAUAUAUUUUGCUUGUUGAAGGGGAACAGCAUGCCGAUGAUGAUGAGCAUACAGAGCCUGAUCUUGAUCGUCCAGGACCGGGGCCAUCCAAUGCCACAGCAGAACAAUCUACUACUGGUGUUUAUGAACACGAACCUUUGUAUAUAACCGAACCCAAGUUCACACGCGGUUACAAUUCUCGAUUCGCCGGAGAAAACUCUGGCGCCGCGUCAUAUGAAAGGGGCAAACAUGGCUGGGAUGAUUUCUUGCAGCGCGCCAAGUUGAAUGAAAUUAGCCAGGAAGAGUCUGUUGUAGAUUCUUUGCAACUACUUCUUCAAGCUUCUGGGGAGGCUCUCGCCAGUGAAGAUGGACUUCCGUCCUCCGCUGGCAUAGCAGCUUCUAAUGCUUUGUUUGCGCUGGCAGAUGCAGCCAGCACGGCGCAGCCCGUUUCUUCUCGUCCAUCGCUUCCUUUGCCAUCGCAGUCGACAUCGGACCAACAGCGUUUACCAUCAUUCAUGCUGCCACAAGCAGCACCACCAACCCUGCCUCCUUCGCGUGGUUUCCCAGAUUACUACACAAUGGGCCCGAGAAUGCAUCAGUUACCACCGCCACCGCGUAUUGGACUUGACGAGUAUUCGACUCGGGACGAUCCGCUUUCAAGGCUCGGAUUGAAUCAGCAUCGAAACUCAAGUAUGCAGUAUCACCCGUUCCCGCCGCCGGCUCCUUCACAGGCACCAGCAAGAACGACUGCACCACCUCCUUACUAUUAUCCAAACUCACAUACACACCCUUACCAAUCUGGGCCAGCACCUCCAUCGCAGCCAUCUUCAUCCACCGCUCGUCGGCCUUACUAA